UAUGAUGUCUACGGAGACCUAUUAGGGCUUCUAGGAGCCCAUCCCGUGACUCCAUUGUUAUCACUUCACCACAUUGACGUGGUGGAACCAUUAUUCCCACGCACCACAAGAGUAAAAGCCCUGCAACGCCUAUUCCAAUCCGUCAAGCACGACUCAGCCAGCAUAAUGCAGCAAUCCAUCUGCUAUGACAAGCGCCGGUCCUGGUCCAUCUCCGUUUCGUGGGGCUACGCGGUUCAAAUCCUAAGGGGAGUGCUUUCUCCAAGAGAGCUAGAGACGCCCACAAGAACUUUCCUCAAUUGGUACCCCAGAGCCGACUACACUGCUUAUGCCUUCAACACUAGGCCUGUCACCAAGCAUCCUUGUCAGAAACCCUUUGUUUUCUACAUGAACAACGUUCGAUAUGAUCGAUCGAAGAGACAAGUAGUCGGGGUUUAUGCUCGGGACAGAUCUCGUCACCCUUACUGCCGGUGGAAGAUGGAAUCGCCGGACAAGAUUGAUUCCAUUGUGGUUUUGAAAAGGCCUGACCCUCUUCGUUGGCAAAAG
This is a messenger RNA of Morus notabilis, 543 nucleotides long. RefSeq lists its product as uncharacterized. Gene Ontology annotation, molecular function: acetylglucosaminyltransferase activity. The transcript has a single exon. The annotation marks the transcript as partial. NCBI's taxonomy places the organism in Eukaryota, Viridiplantae, Streptophyta, Magnoliopsida, Rosales, Moraceae. The record is from RefSeq and is a predicted model, not a curated record.